GUACGGGGUUAUGAGUGGAAUUUCUCCUGUAGAUACACAACGACAAGCAGAAGAGAGCCAGUGAAUACAAACCACAGCAUCAUCCCUAUUAAAACAAAGUUACGGAAAUUCCAGUAAGUGUGAUUUAUGGUGACGUGGAAGCAGUAACAGCGUGGUCACUCCAUAUUUCACCAUUGAGAGAUAGCGUGGUCACUUAAAUCGUAUCAACAACGGUCAAUCAAAUUUUAACCUAAUCCACGAGAAUUCUGACUAGAUUGAUGUAGAAUGUAAUGACAUAUUUUGAGAACUCUUGUUAUUGAGAGAGUAUUUUGGAAAUUUUAGAGAAGAUUUUGGGAACUGAUAUUUCGACCAAACUCACUGGAAGUUUAAGGUUACAUUCUGAAAGUUUCUCUUGAUCUAUUGCAGACUUAAACAGUCUUGUGAAUUUCUACUCUAACCUGAUAGUUUGGAAGCAUCAAAGCACAUUUUAUAAACGGCUGUUGAGGUUGGGUUUAUAAGAAAUGUAGAAAUAGUUUUUGACAACUGAAAAUCUAGGUUUAGAAGAAAAUACUACUGUUCUGAACAAAUCCGUGAGAGGUUCUAGAUCGAACUGUGUGGCAAAACUCUGUAAGCAACAAGAAAGAAUAUUCAGAAAUUUACUGUUACUGUGGCCUGUUGUUCUACCUGAAUCAUAUCCUAGAAAACCUAAAUAAUACAACUGUAAUUUUACAUCCACUGAAUAAUUACGUCGUGAUGUUUGUUUUCGUUUUAGAAGACUAAACACUGAUUACUUCGGUAAAGCUUCAUACUAUACUAAACAUUUAGCUUUACAAGAAGCUGAACACUUCUAAUAUGGAACAGUUGGCAGAAUUUGUGUCCAAAUCAUUUACCACUGGUGAUCGCCCGACUUUGACUACGUCUCUUCCUCAUCCAUGUUUAGCCCCUGUCCACCCUUUUUCAAGUCAUCUCUCUCUGCAUCCCCCUGGUCCAAGAGGACUGAACAGUGUGGUGGAUAGACUAAUGCUCCCCCAUUUGUUUCCCCCAGGGUUUCCUAAUCCUCCGCUCUUACCACCAUUGACCACAACAGCAAUGGUUAGUCCGGCAGUCAGUAGCCGUAGUUGUGGUGAUGAUGAAGAUUCUCGAAAUAGAAAAGAAUCUCCUUCUUCGGCUAGAUCAACUCCAUCCUCACCAUCAGAGAGAAAAAUUGACAAGAAACCAUCAGUAUCAAGUGACAAAGAAGCUAAGAAAACAUCUGAUGAACACGAAGAACAGUCUGAAGAUGACAGCAAUCCUAAUUUAUCAGAAGAAAACAUUAAGCCAGAAGAGAAACAAGAAAUUGACAAUAACAAAUCCAACGCCCAGUCACCGGCGCCUUCUGUGGAUACCACUAACUCCCAUUCCUCCAAGACCGCUAAACAGCGCCGUUCCAGAACCAACUUCACCUUGGAGCAGCUGAAUGAAUUGGAAAGACUAUUUGAUGAAACUCACUACCCUGAUGCUUUCAUGAGGGAAGAGUUGUCCCAGCGGUUAGGGCUCUCAGAAGCUCGCGUUCAGGUUUGGUUUCAAAACAGAAGAGCCAAGUGCCGUAAGCACGAGAGCCAAGUGCAGAAAAAUUUACUGAUGGCAGCUAGUACACCUAUCGAGUCUUCUCGGAUUGCACCCUAUAUUAACGUCAGCAGCACGCCACCUAGGCUGCCACAAGAACGCUACUUGGUGCCAACUACUCAUUAUCUGCCUUACGCAGAUCCUGCCUUUUUAGCAGCUGCUCAUCAGUAUUCGGUAGCCGCUGCUGCUGCAGCGCAGGUUGCACAUGGCACACACCCCCAUCCAAGUUUCUUCUUCUAUCCCUCUCCCACCCACCCCUUUAGUCUAUCAGCUCUCAUGGCUGCCGACAGGUUGAGCAACAAAAACACAAGUAUUGCAGAUCUCAGGUUAAAAGCACAGAAACACGCGGCUGCUCUAGGUCUUUAAGCUCUCGUUAUUCGUGCCAAAAGAUAAACUUCCCAGUUUACUAUAAUGUGAGAUGGAUUAGCAAUAAUUGGUCAAAAUAAGUAACCUAUUGAAAGAAUUCACAACGUAUGCUACUGAUCACCAUGAACUGCAUAUGGACGUAAGACAUAAAGUAAACUUUGGGUAAAGAAAUAAUUACUACAAACCAGCGUAAUAUAAAGUUUGUUUUGCUUCUAUGGUCUGCAUGGGAAAUGUAGAUUCUCAAGAAUUCUACAUGCUGUCAAAAGUGCUUAACCUACAUAAAUAAUAAUGAAAAUAAAAGAAUGUUCACAUAUGUUACACUUUUUGAUUUCAAAUUUGACAGUUUGUAUCUAUAAGCACACCUUUGAAACGAAAUACCUGUGAUUUCAUAUGAUCAUACUAUACUAAAGUUAAAUGGUAUAUAUAAUAUUGUAAAGCCUUUCCUUUGUUUGCUAUGUAGUACAUUUCUCCCCUAUUACGAGCCUUCACAUUUCCCAGUAAUGUUGUACUGUACAUGUUGUUAUUUUCUGUAUAGAUUAGUAGAAUAGUCAUACCGGUGUCAGAUUAUGUUUUCGUCAACUUUAGCAUGCUAAUAAAAUAUUCUUACAUUUCUUCUAACUAGUGCCAAAUUAUGUUCUCGUUAACAAUAACAUGCAAGCAAAGAAUUCUUACAAUUCUUGUAACUAGUGUCAAGUUAUUUUAUUGUCAACAAUAACAUGCUAAUAAAAAAUAUUACAAUUCUUGUAAAUAGUGUCAAAUUAUCUCCUCGUCAACAUUAAAUUGCAAGUAAAUAAUUCUUACAAUACUUGUAACUAGUGUCACAUUGUGUUAUUGUUAAUAAUAACAUGCUAAUAACAAAUUCUUACAUUUUUUGUAAAUAGUAACAAAUUAUGUUUCCGUCUACGUUAACCUGCUAAGCAAUUUUUAUAAUUCUUGUAAAUAGUGUCAGAUUAUGUCCUCAUCAAGAAUAAUAUGCUAAUAAAGAAUUCUUAAUUUUUUUAAACUAGUGACAUAUUAAGCCCCUGUAAA
Limulus polyphemus (Atlantic horseshoe crab) is the source of this 2979-nucleotide messenger RNA. Its product is annotated as short stature homeobox protein 2-like. NCBI's taxonomy places the organism in Eukaryota, Metazoa, Arthropoda, Merostomata, Xiphosura, Limulidae. The coding region runs from base 832 to 1950 and encodes 372 amino acids. Gene Ontology annotation, biological process: regulation of transcription by RNA polymerase II. The record is from RefSeq and is a predicted model, not a curated record. The transcript is spliced from 4 exons. Gene Ontology annotation, molecular function: sequence-specific double-stranded DNA binding; DNA-binding transcription factor activity, RNA polymerase II-specific. Gene Ontology annotation, cellular component: nucleus.